UUUUACACACACACAAGCACACACGCACACACCUUCACACACACACCUGGCUUCUGCACUCAGGAUGUCCUGUAAUAAGGUGCUGUCCUUCCUGAAGAGCCUCUCAAGGAGAAAACCACUGGAGCCGGAUGGGGAAGAGUCCAACUUUAAGCGAUGCUUGAGCACUCUGGACCUGGUGGCCCUCGGUGUGGGCAGCACACUCGGUGCAGGGGUCUAUGUGCUGUCCGGAGAGGUGGCCCGGACAGUUUCUGGUCCCAGCAUCAUUGUGUCGUUCUUCAUCGCGGCAGUGGCGUCAGUGUUUGCCGGGUUGUGCUAUGCAGAGUUUGGUGCCCGAGUGCCCAAAACCGGCUCUGCUUACCUGUACAGCUACGUCACAGUUGGAGAGGUGUGGGCCUUCAUCACAGGCUGGAACCUGCUGCUGUCAUACGUCAUAGGGACCUCCAGUGUGGCCAGAGCGUGGAGUGGUACAUUUGAUGACCUGAUUGGAAAUAAGAUCGGCAACUAUUUUAGUGCAAAUACACCCAUGAACUUACCUGGUCUUGCUCCCUACCCGGACUUCUUUGCUGCUGCCCUUAUCAUGGUUUUGGCAGGCAUUCUUGCAUUUGGAGUGAAGGAGUCUGCCAUCGUCAAUAAGAUCUUCACAGGUUUAAAUAUGGUAGUUCUGGUUUUUGUCAUCAUUUCCGGGUUCAUCAAGGGUGACAUUGGGAACUGGCAGAUUACACCGGAGGAAAUUUUCAACUACACAAUCUCUGCCAAUCUCUCGAUUUCAAACGAAACUUUGUCCAGUUUUGGACAAGGAGGAUUUUUCCCCUUUGGUUUUGAAGGAACGUUCGCUGGAGCUGCAACCUGUUUCUAUGCCUUCGUGGGAUUCGACUGCAUUGCAACCACAGGCGAGGAGGUUCGAAACCCUCAGAAGUCUAUCCCUAUUGGAAUUGUGGCUUCACUUCUCAUCUGUUUCCUGGCUUAUUUCGGAGUUUCGGCCGCUCUUACCCUCAUGAUGCCCUACUACAGACUAAACCUUCAAAGUCCCCUGCCUGUAGCCUUCGAGUAUGUGGGAUGGGAACCGGCAAAGUAUGCAGUGGCUGUUGGAUCUUUGUGUGCACUUUCAACAAGUCUGCUGGGAGCCAUGUUUCCGAUGCCCCGAGUGCUGUUUGCUAUGGCCAGAGAUGGGCUGCUGUUCUCACCUCUGAGCAAAAUGAGCUCCAGGCAGAGUCCCGUCAUCGCCACAAUCGCUUCAGGAGUUGUAGCAGCAAUCAUGGCCAUGGUGUUUGACCUGAAGGCUCUAGUAGACAUGAUGUCUAUCGGGACGCUCUUUGCCUACACCCUCGUAGCCAUCUGCAUCUUAAUUCUUCGGUACCAAGAAGAACCAGCUGUGAUCAGCGAGAAAGCAGACGUUCAGGCUAAGAAAUGGAAUCCGUUUCACCCUCCUAAAACUGCUACCGCUAAGAGCUCAAAAGCUGUGUCUCUGCUGACCCUCCUGACCAUUGUGUUUUCGAUUAUCCUGAGUGUGAUCAUCACGAAGGGUGUGGAAGCAGGUCUGAUUGCGGAAUGGUGGAUGAUUCUGAUCAUCACUGUGGUCGCGGUGGGUUUUCUCCUGGCUAUUAUUAUUAUUUGGCGGCAGCCGCAGAACAGAACCAAGGCCGCAUUCAUGGUGCCACUUCUGCCACUGCUUCCUAUUUUCAGCACAUUCAUCAAUGUCUACUUGAUGCUUCAGCUCGGGAGUGAAACGUGGAUUCGCUAUGCAGUGUGGAUGGCAGUGGGUUUGCUGAUCUACUUCUGUUAUGGAGUGCACUUCAGUGUGCAGAGGAAACGAAAUAAAUCUCCCAAACAUCCGGAGAUGGCUGAUGCGAAACCGGAGGACGAGCAGAGAAACGGAUCCAUUAUUCAAACACAAACCAAACUUUAAAGCCACGUCAAUGUCAAGUGCCUUGCACUCAGUGUUGUUGCGUGUAAAGGGGUAUAUGCACAGCUAGUGUUUGUGAGCCAAUGAUAAACUUCCAGUGAAAGGUUUAUGUGACUAUUUUCAUUUUCAUAAGUUUCCUUUUACAGCACUGAUGUUGUAAUGUAAUUAAAAUACAAUCAGUUAAA
Messenger RNA from Danio aesculapii, 2088 nucleotides. RefSeq names its product cationic amino acid transporter 2 family protein. The record is from RefSeq and is a predicted model, not a curated record. The transcript has 12 exons. Gene Ontology annotation, biological process: amino acid transport; transmembrane transport. Gene Ontology annotation, molecular function: amino acid transmembrane transporter activity. Lineage: Eukaryota; Metazoa; Chordata; Actinopteri; Cypriniformes; Danionidae. Gene Ontology annotation, cellular component: plasma membrane. The coding region runs from base 65 to 1906 and encodes 613 amino acids.